Striga asiatica is the source of this 489-nucleotide messenger RNA. NCBI's taxonomy places the organism in Eukaryota, Viridiplantae, Streptophyta, Magnoliopsida, Lamiales, Orobanchaceae. The record is from the annotation of a GenBank genome assembly.
AUGCAAUGGAGUGGAGGAGCUCACGAUGACAACUUUAGUAAUGUCAAUAUGGCGGUGAUUUCACUGGAGGUGGUGGGGACUUGUAAAUAUACGGAGGUGGCGGUGAUGGUGAAGGAGGAGGUGGUGACUUAUAAAUAUAAGGAGGAGGAGGAGGAGAUUUUGAUGGAGGUGGUGGAGAUUUGUAAAUAUAUGGAGGCGGUGGUGAUGGCGAUGGUGGGGGUGGAGACUUGUAAAUGUACGGAGGUGGUGGGAAUGGUGAAGGUGGGGGUGGUGAUUUAUAAACAUAUGGAGGGGGAGGAGAUCUUAGUGGUGGUGGUGGAGACUUGUAGAUAUAUGGUGGUGGUGGGGAUGGUGACGGUGGAGGUGGUGACUUAUAAAUAUAAGGUGGAGGAGGAGAUUUGGCUGGAGGUGGUGGAGAUUUGUAGAUAUAAGGAGAUAUAUGGUGGUGGUGGGGAUGGUGACGGUGGAGGUGGUGACUUAUACAUAUAA